CUUUAGGCUACGAAUUUGUUUGCCCUAAAACAUGGAGUUAUUGACGGGACGCCCAUUCUUCAGUAUUUUUCAUUCAAUCAAACAGCGCCGCACGGACAGGAUCAAGACCUCUGGCUUUAUUAUUCACGGGAUUCUUCCCAUGACAAGACGCAAAAGUGUACCAGAGGAACCUACUGAAUUUCUGUGCACAACAUCAUACCCACAGUGCAAUAACAGAUCAAGGACGCAAAAUGCGCUUUUUUGGUCCAAAACUGGUCAGCGUGAUCAUUCUCAUGAGCACUGUCAUCUUCACUCUCACCAUAUACAACGAGCCUUACGAUCAUUUAAAGCAGUUUGUCAACAAUAAAGUAUCAGAGCGUUUCUUUGAAAAUCAACUAUGUGCGUGUCCGGACCGCUGUUUGGCUGCAAUGAACCAUGACUUUAAAGAACGCUUCAGAAAAGAUAUUUCACCUGUGCUGUCUCUCAAUAACAGCGAGCUCUCUCAAGAAAUCAAUACCUGGUGGCAGCAUCUACAGUCCAGCAGGUCCAAGGCUAAAUACCAGCAAGUGAUUAAGGAGCUGUUUGCGGUCAUUCCCGGAGAGGGACACUAUAAAGACGCUGGUCCACAUCGCUGCCGAACCUGUGCUGUGGUGGGAAACUCUGGCAACCUUUUAGAUUCCCACUAUGGCCCUCUAAUAGACUUCAAUGAUUUUGUCAUAAGGAUGAAUAAAGCACCAGUUGAAGGCUUUGAAGAUGAUGUGGGAUGGAAGACCACACACAGAGUUAUGUACCCGGAAAGUGCCGUCCAUCUGGACAACUCCACCCAUCUUGUGCUGUUACCAUUCAAAAUGCUGGAUAUCCAGUGGGUUACCAGUGCUCUAACCAACGGAACAAUUAAGAGAACACGGUUUAAAGUUAUAGACAAACUACAAGCCAAUAAGGACAAGACGAUGGUUAUGCAUCCGGCUUUUUUGUACUAUGUGCACACCACAUGGCUGCAUAUUAAGGCUCGAAGUUCAUAUCCAUCCACGGGGUUCCUGGCUCUUAUGUUUGCCCUACACAUCUGUGACGAGGUCAAUGUCUUUGGAUUUGGUUCAAACAAUAAAGGGACCUGGCACCAUUAUUUUGAAGAAUCGCCGAAACGUUUCAAGGGCACCGGUCACCACAGUGGAGGGAUUGAGACCACAAUGAUUAAAGAGAUGAGAAAAAGGAAAAUAAUCACGCAGUACACAGGGUGGUGAGAGACUGAGACUUUCAAUCCAUGUACUGAAUUUUUACGUCUA
Molecule: messenger RNA, 1262 nt
Organism: Triplophysa dalaica
Lineage: Eukaryota; Metazoa; Chordata; Actinopteri; Cypriniformes; Nemacheilidae
Product: CMP-N-acetylneuraminate-beta-galactosamide-alpha-2,3-sialyltransferase 1-like
Exons: 7
Coding region: 231-1220 (329 amino acids)
Molecular function (GO): beta-galactoside (CMP) alpha-2,3-sialyltransferase activity
Source: RefSeq, a predicted model, not a curated record